AUGUCAAUACAAAAGAGCAGCCAAUUGAACCCCCCUGAACGGGUUAAAGAUCGGAGCACUUCCACUUCGCCCGCACCUGCUGCGUACUCAAAUUUUAGUGGUGUCAAAGACAAGACCGACGAUACGCCCGGUCCUCGACCAGCACAGCAUCAACAGUCACCACAGGCUUCAGGAAAAGUCAACAUGCCUUCACCGGCGCAGUCCCACUAUCAGCAGCAGCCUCAAUGGCAGCAGCAACAGCAACAGCAACAGCAACAGCCAGCUCAUGGCGGCAGCAGUCAGAAUGACUAUGCCCCUCCUUCGGGACCACCUCCAAACUUUGGGCAUAGCCAGCAACACUCCAGCACCGACUACGCUCCUCCAUCCGGUCCUCCUCCGAGCUGGGGACAUAACCAGUCCUCUACAAAUGAUGAUUUUGCCCCGCCAGCUGGUCCUCCCCCUUCCCACGCCAGACCGAACCAAAGCAACCAUGACUUUGCUCCUCCUCCUGGCCCUCCUCCCUCCCAACGUCAACACCAUUAUGACGAUUACGCCCCUCCUCCUGGCCCUCCUCCCUCUCAUCACCGACCGCCGAUGAACGAUGACUACACCCAGCCUCCUCCCGGCCCUCCACCUUCCCAGUUCCAGCCCGCCGCCGCCAACAAGCAACACGACUGGGAAUCCUUCGUGCCGGACACGGCUCUCUUCCCCCCUCCUCCGGCCUUCUUCACCGGCUACGACCGCUCGCAUACCACCAACGCCACGGAAGAAGAAGCCAAUGCGGGCGAAGCCUGGUGCGUCCAAAAUCCGCUGACGGCACCCAUGGACCUGGACCCCGUGGCGCUCGACGCGCUCCGCACGCACAACAUCCGGCUCAUGGCAUCCCCGCAGUUCCGCGGCAAGCUCGACUGGGUCAGCCCGGGCGUGUGGAAGGGCAAGACGGAGAAGGCGGCGGGUGAUGCAUGCAUUAUUAGUUACCCGCCAUUGUAUUGUGUCAAGUAUGACUCGCCCUUGAUCCCUUCGGUUGCCGCACAGAGGACGACAAAGUCUAUUUACUACGAGGUAUCAAUUCCUUCUCGUUCGGCGGCGGCAGCAUCUAAUAACCCCUUUCUGGGCGGCGGUGGAGGAGGAGGAGGAGGCAACGACGACGAAAUCACCCUAGCGCUAGGCUUCACAGCCCUUCCCUAUCCGGCCUUCCGCAUGCCAGGCUGGCAUCGUGGGUCGCUGGCCGUGCAUGGCGAUGACGGGCACAAGUACGUCAACGAUCGGUGGGGAGGCAAGGAUUUUACGAGGCCGUUCAGAAGGGGGGAGACGUACGGUAUCGGCAUGACGUUUACUAACACCGGCGGAAGGCUGGAUGUGAAUGUCUUUUUCACGAGGGAAGGGAGGAUCACGGAGCAGUGGGAUUUGCAUGAGGAAGGUGAUGCGGAACAGGACUUGCCGGUCACAGGCUUGGAGGGGUUUCAUGAUUUGAGUUGUGCUAUUGGAACGUAUUCGGCUGUCGAAUUUGAGGCUGUCUUUGAGCCGAGUAGGUGGAAGUUUAGGCCGCAGGGCUUGUGAGUGUCUUCGGGGAAAGUUUGACCUGAGAGAUGCGAGUCGGAGAGAGAGAGAAUGGGCAAUGCGGUGAUAUGAUGUUAUGAUACUCUAAUGAUCAGGGUUUUCUU
This is a messenger RNA of Neurospora tetrasperma FGSC 2508, 1643 nucleotides long. RefSeq lists its product as uncharacterized. The record is from RefSeq and is a predicted model, not a curated record. Lineage: Eukaryota; Fungi; Ascomycota; Sordariomycetes; Sordariales; Sordariaceae. The transcript is spliced from 2 exons. Bases 1 to 1539 code for a protein of 512 amino acids.